AAGCCUCAAACAAAGCUCUAAUAGCUACAAGAGAUCAUGUCAAAAUCUCUCACAAUUCUCCUCCUCCCUAUCUAAAACCAACCCUACUAUGUUAACCCUUCAAAGUGUCAUCAACAACGGCGAAAACGACCGAAACCUUGACGAUCAUGACGAUGAGCACAUCAGGGACAUCCAUGCUUUGACCCCGCCUCAUCCCCCGGCCGUAAACCGCCGCCGUUGGGACACCGCCAGCCGCGCCUCCUCUUCGAGCGAAGUCGCCUCGAGCGAGAACUUCACCACCAUGAGUCGAGAGUUUAACGCUCUGGUCCUUGCUGGCUCUUCCAUUGAGAACAAUGAUUCGGAUUCUAGACAUACUUUGAACAAUCAUAAUAAUCACUUGACGAGGAUCGGAGAGGACCAUGAACCGCAAGAGGAAACCAACCCAUUUGCUAUAGUGCCGGAUAAUACUUACUCCGAUCAGGGUUUGGAUCAGCAAAGAUGGGUCGGGUCAGGAGAGCCUUCGCAUCCGGAGACGGUGGGGAGUGGCGGCGGCAGCAGCCACGGCGAGGUUUCGGUGCUGAGGGUGAAGAAAGAGGAGGUGGAGUCGAAAAUAUCUGCUUGGCAACACGCUAAGGUUGCGAAGAUCAAUAACAGGUUUAAGAGGGAAGAUGCUGUGAUCAAUGGGUGGGAAAGUGAACAAGUUCAAAAGGCUACUUCUUGGAUGAAGAAACUUGAGAGGAAGCUAGAGGAGAAAAGAGCAAAAGCCCUAGAAAAGAUGCAAAACGAGGUCGCAAAAUCACACAGGAAAGCAGAAGAGAGGAGGGCAUCAGCCGAGGCAAAGAGAGGAACAAAGGUCGCAAAGGUUCUUGAAAUUGCCAAUUUGAUGAGAGCUGUAGGGCGACCACCCACAAAACGUUCCUUCUUUUGAGGCCCUUAAUUUUAUAUACACGUGUACCUUAAUUGCUUCUUCUAAGAGAGCGUACCUUCAUCUUUUCAACUGUAGGGUGCCCUAUAUCAGAGGGCAUGCAAUUAAUCAAGAGUUGCACCUAAUCAACAUAUAUACACUGUAUUAUGUAUUUACGUAUAUGUAUGUACGUAUGUGUGUGUGUUGGAUCAUGAUUGAGUGCUGAGUGCACGAAGUGUGGUGAGAUAUUUGAGGUUUUGUUAAUGGUGAAAGGUGGUGAGGGUGGAAGCACUUAUUUUGGUGUUGUACAGUUGAAAUAUCAAUGCUUCUUUUUGUUUGGUU
Molecule: messenger RNA, 1225 nt
Organism: Hibiscus syriacus
Lineage: Eukaryota; Viridiplantae; Streptophyta; Magnoliopsida; Malvales; Malvaceae
Product: remorin 4.2-like
Exons: 2
Coding region: 89-907 (272 amino acids)
Source: RefSeq, a predicted model, not a curated record